Neoarius graeffei (lesser salmon catfish) is the source of this 5240-nucleotide messenger RNA. RefSeq names its product DnaJ (Hsp40) homolog, subfamily C, member 14 (gene dnajc14). The record is from RefSeq and is a predicted model, not a curated record. The transcript has 8 exons. NCBI's taxonomy places the organism in Eukaryota, Metazoa, Chordata, Actinopteri, Siluriformes, Ariidae. Gene Ontology annotation, molecular function: dopamine receptor binding. The coding region runs from base 372 to 2294 and encodes 640 amino acids.
ACAACAAGGACAGCGACGUCAGGUAGCGAGUUGGCUAAGUAUAAAAUCAGUUUUUCUGAUUAUGAAAUUGUCCAGAAGAAGAUUUUACAACAUGUUUCUGAAAGUUUGGAUUAAAUAUUAGUCUUAAAGUGAUUCAUGGCAUAAUUCUGUCCAAAUUAAUCUGUGUGCCAUAAUGGACUGGAUCAGUAAUGUAAGUUAUCAAGGUAUCAUGGCUAAGCUUGUCUUGAGCGUGUUAUGCAGUGCUUAGCAUCAGAACUUCCAAAUUACUGUGCUAACCUGAGCCAGACAUUUAUUCAUCCUCUUGGAGAUUAGCAGAUUGUGUGACGGGAAACGAUGGACCCCUGAGCUUCUUCUGUUUCGGCUUUUUGAGAAUGACAGACGUCAUGGAUGAUCCAGAAGAGUUGAGCACCGGGAUGCGUCCAGAUGAUGGAUCAGCGAGUGAGAAAGUAUGCGAGGAGACUGCGCCGAGUCUGUCAGAGGAAGUGGAAACAUCACAGGAGGUGCUGGAGGAUCCGAACUCUGAGUCCCACAGUGCGAAACAGCAAGAGGAAUUGGAGAAGGUGGAAGAGAGCGGAUAUGCAAGGACGAAUGGGGGUACGGAUCAGCUGGAAGAAGACGGGAAUGGUGUGUUUGAUGAAAUGGAUGAUGAGAAAGACGGUUGUAGGAAUGCCACCGGAAAGGAUGCAUCUGGAUCUCGGGGGAAGAAAGCAAAGUCGAGAAAAAGCAGCUCAGGUGAUCAGUUUUCAUCCUGGAUGUCGUCUUCGUCCUUUUCCUCAUCCUCCGGAGCAAGCAGACAUAAACAGAUCCGCCGGAGGAACCACCACCAUCACAACCAGGGCCGCCUGAGAAGACAAACGGGCUUCCAGCUUAUGGCAGCGUUCCGAGAUUUCCUGUCUGAAUCCGUCAGCCCGUGGAGUAUAUCCUGCAUCCACAUGGUGGUGGACCUGAUUGUGUCUCUGACCCACCACUGCGGAGUCGUCGUCGAAUCCGGAGCAAUUGCACUUUAUGACCUUGGCAUGUUCAUGCUCUUUAAGGUCACCGAUGUCCCGGGAAUGAAGCAGGAUUUAAGACGAGUUGUGGAUCGGACCCGGAGUUCGGGUGCAGCUCUGGCAGGCUGGGUUUGUAAAUCCACGAGCUCUACACGCCGUGUGCUGGUUUCUGCUUUCAGUCUCAUUAGUGGCGUAGUGUUCCUAAGUGCCGGGGUUGUGAGGAGUGUUGUGGAGAAGCUGGGUGGAGAAAGAGGCAGGCGAUGGUGGCUCAGCCUUCAGAACUGCUGGAUACUGAAGAAAGGAGUCGCGCUUAUGGGCAGGAUUAGAGGAUGGCUGUGGAAACGUGGCUCCACACACAUGACAGGGAAUCCAGAGUCUCCAUCCAGGACAGAGAGGAGUCAGCCUGGACAGGAGCUCGAGAGACUGCUGGCGUUGGCACAGAUCCCUGAAGAUGAGCUGGACCCGUUUAACGUGUUGGGUGUGAACACGCACGCCACAGAGUCGGAGCUUAAGCGGGCCUAUAGACAGCUGGCUGUACAGGUCCAUCCAGAUAAGAACAAGCACCCUCGAGCCGGCGAGGCCUUUAAAGUCCUUCGAGCAGCGUGGGACAUCGUGAGCAACCCUGAGACCCGGCGCGAGUACGAGCUGAAGCGAAUGGCAGCGUCAGAGCUCUCCAAAUCGAUGAACGAGUUCCUGACAAAGCUGCAGGACGACCUGAAAGAGGCCAUGAACACCAUGAUGUGCACCAAGUGUGAGGGAAAACAUAAGCGGUUUGAGAUGGAUCGUGAGCCCCAUGAAGCACGUUUCUGUGCUGAGUGUAAUAAACAGCACAGUGCGGAGGAGGGAGACCUGUGGGCGGAGUCCAGCAUGCUCGGUCUGAAGAUCACCUACUUCGCCUUCAUGGACGGCAAAGUCUACGACAUUACUGAGUGGGCGGGUUGCCAGCGAAUAGGAAUCUCCCCCGACACACACCGCGUCCCCUAUCACAUCUCUUUUGGCUCCAAAAGUAACAGUAGCUCCAACCGCCACAGAUCUCCCUCAGGCCAUACCCCAGCUCCAGGCUCUCCCUCUGACCUGCACGAUUUCUUCAGCCGUAUUUUCCAGGGUGCACCGGGCAGCGAUGCCUCACCCAACGGUGGAUUUUUCUCACCAGGAUCCACCCCGAAUCACCCCGGGGGGGCCAGCUCAGGACCGCCUCCUCAGUCUGGCUUUUUUACGCAGCGAGGAGAGACGGGCGAGAGCUGGAGUGAUGGAGGAAAAGGACAGCGUAGGAGGAAAAAAGCACGCAAGCCUUUUCAGCGCUGAGCGCCAGCACAAUGAGCUAUGAUGGCCACGGAGUAGACAACGGACUGAGGCGCCACCUGUGUUCUGUUCUCGACAGACACCAGACAGGUCGAAGGAAAGAACGGAGGGGUCUGUGAUUGUGCACGAGGUCAUCUCUGUGCCAACAGGAAAUCAAGGAGAUGACAGUUUGUGGAAGAAAAAUGAAACAAUAUCAAAGUGGUUUUUUUUUUUAAAUGAGCUCAUCCAUGCAGAAAAACAAUUGCCCAUGGCUUUUUUUUUUAAUUUGUUUUGCUUCCUGUCAUUCAGGUAGCCUUUCUCAAUGAAGACUGUGUCAUUUUUUUGUGUCAGUGUUUUACGAUUCUUCUUAACAGUCGGCCAUGAAGACACCUCAGGGAUGAUCAGAUGGUCUGCAAGGGCAGAAAGACACACACAGCUUGUAACGCCACCACGACGAUCGUCCGUAGUGUUUCAGUUUCAUUCAUACUUGAAUUUAUUUUGCGAUAUCUGUUUUUAAAGUAUGAGUUUUGCCUUGUUUGAAGCAGAGGUUAGACGUGAGGUGCAGAGAAAUGUCCUUAAACCUCCGCUAACAUUUAUUAUUGGAUUAUAAAGAGUCAAAAUAUUGUUUUGUUUUUUUGUUUGUUUGAAAUGAAGUCUUCUAAAACCAAAACUGGCAUUUUUCUAAAUUAUCAAAUGACAAAUUAAAGCAAGAGUUCAACUAAAAAUACUCCACAAUUUCUCACUGACCAGGAAAGUAGUCAAUCAGCUAAGGCAUGUUUGAUGUCUGGAAUUUGCUUCUUUAACCAGUGCUUACUCUUGUAACAGAACAAAGCAACAGGCAACAAGUGAGAUGUUCUUGAAAGACUCUACAGAAGGCAGUCAUGGGCCGUGUCCUACUUUGGACCGCCCUGCAUAGGGUUCAUCACUUCAGAACAGCUUGUGACCUUUGCAUGGGUGACAUCCAAAACCACUACUUUAGUUCUUUCCUGCUUUUAGUUUCCACUUUGUGUUACAAUUUCACGCUCAGAAAAUGGAAAAAAAUAACCAGUGGCUUUAUUUUUUAAACAAAGGCAACAUGAUAAUGCUUGUAAACUUUAUAACCACGUAGAAGUGAUAAGCUGAUAGGCCACGCCCACAAGAGACUGCCUAGUGUGAACACAGGAUUAGUUUAAACUUUAAGGAUAACGUAGCUACUGUGCCAAGUAAUGAUAGUUUGUCUCAUCCAGAUCUCCAAUCCAUAAAUGAAAAUUGUAAAUGAGGCUCAAUACAAAGACGAAUUAUAACUUUUUUUUUAAAACGAAAUGAAACAUUUCAUCGCCUGACAGAUGUAUUUGCACUUUUUUGGGUGAAACAGAUUUCCAUUAAUCGUUAAAUCUGAACUUGUCUUGGCUGAAUGACUGCAUUUAGGUUAAGAGGGACAUUGUGGAUGUUUCGUUUUUUGGUGAAAACACUCAUGACACUGCAUCAUGACUUUCUGAAAAUUUAUGCCUGGGAAGGGAAAAAAACUAAAGCCCUCUCCACUUGUUUGGAACGAACUGAAGUAAACGAAGCACUUUGAAAGAGAGGUGAAAGUAGAGGUGUGUGUGUUGGAAAUGAGCACAGAAAAGUCACGUGAAAAAGAAUGACAGCGUGCGUUAAUAUUCAGUGCUCAGUGACGUAGCCAACGUGUUUAUUCAUUCAUCUUCAGCAAAUGUGUUAUUCUGGUCAAAAUAAUUUGUCCAUAUAAUUAAAUAAAGUAGGUCAGAGUAAGAUUUCCUUCGUUCACACACACACCUCGGAAAGAGUUACGCUAAUCGAGAUGGUUUCUACAUUUCUUUCAUUUCACAUUUUUCUCAAAGUAACCAAUGAUGUUAAUAUUAUCGCUGAAACAGAACUGUGCUCGAAUUCCAUAUCAUUCAAAUCCUGAGAAAAAAAACAAAAUCUUCACUAUGAUUCUCAUGAGACAGUCACUUUAGAGUCACGUCACACAGACACAGGUAGUGCACGCGCUAACAGAAUACGUGACUGGUUUUAUUUUAAUACUGUGAUGUGUUUUGAGGAAACUGUGUCCAGAUUGAUGAAUAUUAAUGAGCCUGAUUAGCCUUAAACAAAUGAAGCAGUUCUGUUUAAGAGAUACAGCAUGUGUGUUGGUCCUCCAUGUCUUCGUUGCACUGUCACGUCUCCUACAGAGUGAGACCGUACAGAACGUGCUGGAGAUUAGACAUGUGCCAAUACAGUAGAUCGCAAAAAUAUUGGUAUUAAGGUCACUGCGUUGUUGUCCCACCCAGGGUGCGUAAGGACAGAGCGGUUUAGGUACCAAACGUUCCUUAUUGAGUUUAAGAAAGCUUAACAAAAUCCUGGUGGUUAUGAUGUCAUAUGAUUAAGCCCUGCUCUCACUGACGCUAAUUAACGCCUGUCAUGGUGGUACAGUGUUGUGCUAAUACCAUAAAAGGAUAAAAAUUUUGGAAAGAAUUUGUGAUGGAAAUGUUUAUUCACUGCACGUGUUUAAUCUCAACUCUGGGUCUGAAUACCGUCGAGAUUUUUGUCAUGUUUAUUAAAUUGGAUUUUAUUUUAGCUUGGAUGUCGAGUUGUAGCUGAAUUUUUUUAUCGUUAACGUUGCACAGUGUGUUUUGUAAAACAGUGUUUGAUUUGAUUUUUUUAAAAAAGUUGAUUAAUUUCAUGUACAAUUUGAUUUGCUCUGAUGGCAGUGUGAAUGCUUUACUUUAUAUCCGACUGUAACCAGCGCGCCUGAUGAUGGCGCCAUGGAUCCGGAUCACAGAACGUCCCAGAACAAGAAAUUAAUUUAAACCCGUAUGCAAAAAGAUUUAUAGAAUUUUAAAAAAGUCUCAGACAAUCAUUAUAAUAAUAAUAAAUAAAUAAAUGGUGCGGGACACUUUUGGAGUCUUGAAGGCUUAUUUCAUUUCAUCCAGUUCUCAUAAUGAUUCAUUGCUGCUUAUUUUCAUUGUUUCAUAUUAAAGUUGAUUUCUGUAA